Camellia sinensis is the source of this 456-nucleotide messenger RNA. The record is from RefSeq and is a predicted model, not a curated record. NCBI's taxonomy places the organism in Eukaryota, Viridiplantae, Streptophyta, Magnoliopsida, Ericales, Theaceae.
AUGGACUUGGGAAUAACAGGUCAACCUGUUGGGACCGACGUAGCAUCGCUGAGGGGGGAUGAAGACCGAUCAGUUGCGAUGAUCAGCGGCAAGCUAGUAGCAGACAUAGCCGGGCAGCCGAGCGAUAGUGAUCCCAUCAACCUUCAAGCCUUCCAGGAUCCUUCAGAAUAUGGCGCCAGACUGGACAUAGUUUUGAUCUCGCCGGACGGUGUAACCAUCGAACAUUCUAUCGCACUUGGAUUCCUAACAUCAAACAACGAGGCUAAGUACGAAGCAUUGCUGGCCGGACUUAAAAGUGCACUCCAGUUGCGUGCCUCCGAGCUGAUAGUCUACAGCGACUCCCAGCUCGUUGUCAACCAAGUGUUUGGAGUGUAUGAGGCCAAAGAAGUCAGAAUGGCCAAGUACCAGGCUCUAGUAAGAGAACACAUCAAGACAUUCCAAGCGAUAAGAGUGUAA